AUGAGCGUUGCCGCCCCCCUGGCUCGCCGGCCCCUGGGCAGCAGCUGGCUGCAGAUGACCACCCAACGGCUUGCCCGACGCUUUGCGUCCGACGCGCUGACUGUCCGGCCAUCUCCGGCUGUCUCCAUUCCCACGCAUUUCCAUUCCAUUCCCACCAAGGAGGGCCGCAUUCGCACUGCCUUUGCCGUCUAUGCACCACAGCUGCCAGCAUCUUCCACCUCAACUUCACCGACGCCCUCCGCAUCCUCCCUCGCAAAGACGCCCCGCGUCGACGUCAUUCGCGCCUAUCAUGAGCAGCAGAUCGCCCGCAUGGACCCCACCGGUGCCCGGGGCCGUCUCUUCUCGCGAAAGAACCCCGACAGCGCCAAGCCCGGCGAUGUGCUCCUGGUGACGCCUAGUCGCGCUGGCGGCGAGACCUUUGCCGGCGUCUGCCUCGCCGUUCGUCGCUCCGGCAUCGAGACCGCCAUCCUGCUCCGCGGCCAGCUCGCCAAGACCGGCGUCGAGCGCUGGUUCAAGAUCUACUCGCGCGCCGUCGCCGCCAUCGACAUCAUCCAGCGCCGGCCUCGUCGCGCCCGUCGUGCUCGCCUCACCUACAUGCGCCAGCCCAAGCACGAUCGUGGCGCUGUCGACGACCUCGUCAAGGCCUGGCGCCGUGGUCGUAACGUUCUUCGCACCCGCGGCAGCGCCGCUACCUCCAAGACCUCUCCGGCUGUUGGCGCAAAGUCGGCUCCCGCCAAGAAAUGA
Molecule: messenger RNA, 744 nt
Organism: Grosmannia clavigera kw1407
Lineage: Eukaryota; Fungi; Ascomycota; Sordariomycetes; Ophiostomatales; Ophiostomataceae
Product: mitochondrial ribosomal protein
Exons: 2
Coding region: 1-744 (247 amino acids)
Biological process (GO): translation
Cellular component (GO): ribosome; mitochondrial large ribosomal subunit
Molecular function (GO): structural constituent of ribosome
Source: RefSeq, a predicted model, not a curated record